Talaromyces proteolyticus is the source of this 2331-nucleotide messenger RNA. Its product is annotated as putative aminopeptidase. The transcript has 5 exons. The record is from RefSeq and is a predicted model, not a curated record. Gene Ontology annotation, molecular function: 3'(2'),5'-bisphosphate nucleotidase activity. Lineage: Eukaryota; Fungi; Ascomycota; Eurotiomycetes; Eurotiales; Trichocomaceae. Gene Ontology annotation, biological process: sulfate assimilation. The coding region runs from base 1 to 2331 and encodes 776 amino acids.
AUGAAGCCGAUUACAGCCCUGACCUGGGGCGCGGCGAUCCAGUUGAGCUCGGCCGUGGUUCUUCCGCAGCAACAAGUUCCUCUCACGAACCAGCCUAUAACCAACAACAAACCCUCGCGGGUACAAACAGAGAAAUACCUGAUCGAACUCGCACCGUAUCAGACACGAUGGGUGACCGAGGAAGAGAAGUGGGAUUUGAAACUGGAUGGAGUGAAUUUUAUGGACAUCACCGAAGAACACAAGACUGGCGUGUACCCCAAAUUCUUUCGAAGCAAUGCCGUGCACUACCCACAAGAGCUGGCCUUUAGCGACACAAUUAAGAAUCUGGCACAGAGUUUAGAUAAGCGCAACAUGGAAAAGAACUUGGAGAAGUUUACUUCCUUCCACACUAGAUACUACAAAUCCCAAACUGGCGUGCAGUCUGCCACUUGGCUGUAUAACCAGGUGGAUGAAAUCGUGCAGGAGUCGGGAGCUGCAGGGUACGGUGCUACCGUGGAGAAAUUCGAGCAUCCAUGGGGACAACCUAGUAUUGUGGCCCGUAUUCCUGGGCAGACGAAUAAGACGAUUGUGCUUUCGGCGCAUCAAGAUAGUAUCAACCUGUUCCUCCCAUCGAUUCUUGCUGCACCAGGCGCUGAUGAUGAUGGAAGUGGUACGGUGACGAUUCUAGAGGUGUUGCGGACGCUUUUGCUGUCUGAGGAUAUUGUUACUGGUAACGCUACUAACACGGUUGAGUUCCAUUGGUAUUCUGCAGAGGAGGGUGGUCUGCUGGGCUCUCAGGCUAUUUUCUCGCAUUACCGUGAGAAUGACCGCGAUGUCAAGGCCAUGCUACAGCAGGAUAUGACUGGCUAUAUCCAGGGUACUCUCGCCGCCGGCCGUCAGGAGUCGGUCGGGGUGAUUGUCGAUUUCGUCGACAAGCCUCUUACUGAGUUUAUCAAAACCGUCAUCACCGAGUACUGCGAUAUCCCCUUUGUCGAAACGAAAUGCGGCUAUGCCUGUUCUGACCACGCAUCAGCCAGCCGCUUCGGCUACCCUUCGGCAUUUGUCAUUGAGUCCGACUUCCCAGACUCCGAUAAGAAGAUCCAUACGACAGAAGACAAAAUAGAGUAUUUGAGCUUCGACCAUAUGAUUCAACAUGCCAAGAUGAGUUUGGCGUUUGCCUACGAACUAGGAUUUGCAACGCCCUCACGCCAACUUUCUUUACCUACUUGUGUAUAUACAAUGCCCUUCGAAAACGAACUGCACAUCGCCAGCCUAGCCGUCCAACGCGCCGCCCUCCUCACAAAAUCCAUUUUGGCAUCCGUCGACAAAGGCGCGCUCGACAAACACGACAAUACCCCCGUCACAAUCGCUGACUUUGCCGCCCAAGCACUCAUUAUCAGUGCCCUCCACGCCGCUUUCCCAACAGAUGGCUUCGUCGGCGAGGAAUCGGCGGAUGUAUUGCGUGAGGAUCGUGGGUUGAUGGAGAGGGUAUGGGAGGCUGUGCAGGCUACACAUCUAGAAGGGGAAGAGGAGGGGGAUGAUAAGGGAGGGUUGGCUAAGCCGAAGAGUAGAGAGGAGAUGCUGCAGGUUAUUGAUUACGGAGGAAAAGGCACAGGAGGGGCGAAGGGCAGGGUCUGGGUGCUGGAUCCUGUCGAUGGCACAGCGACGUUUAUCCAGGGCCAGCAGUAUGCGGUCUGUUUGGCGUUGGUGGAGGACGGGCGGCAGAGGAUUGCGGUGCUGGGGUGUCCGAAUUUGAAGAUUGAUACCUCUACUUCUACUUUCACUUCUGGCGGUGAAGUGAGGGCUCGCGUGCAGGAAGACGUCGUUGAUGGCGCUGGCUACGGGCACAUGGUCUUCGCGAUAUCCGGACACGGCGCAUUCAUGCGCCCGCUCAGCAAUCGCAGCACCCUCGCGCCCGCCCACGCCCUACCCGCACAACUACGCACAUCACCUUCAUCACCGUCCGAUAUACGCUUCGCUGACUGCCGGACCGCCGAUUCGACGGAUUAUGCGAAACACGGGCUCGUAGCGACGAAGUUGGGCGCGGCGUGGCCGGCGACGGCAGAUCUGUGGUCGUCGCAGAUGCGGUAUAUAGCGAUUGCGGUGGGGGAGUGUAACGCGCUGAUCAAAAUUUUGCGGGAUAGUGCGUAUCGGUCGAGUAUAUGGGACCAUGCCGGCGGAAUGUUGAUUGCGGAGGAAGUUGGCUGCACGAUUACGGAUGUUGAGGGGAGAGAGGUGAGUUGUGGGUUGGGCAGGAAGUUGGCGGGAGCGACGGGGUUGGUUGUUGCGCCGAAGAUGGUUCAUGGGAGGGUGCUGGAGGCUGUGCGGGAGGUUAUAAAUAAUGAUAAUUGA